Anguilla anguilla (European eel) is the source of this 1621-nucleotide messenger RNA. RefSeq names its product peroxisomal biogenesis factor 19 (gene pex19). Lineage: Eukaryota; Metazoa; Chordata; Actinopteri; Anguilliformes; Anguillidae. Bases 70 to 945 code for a protein of 291 amino acids. Gene Ontology annotation, biological process: protein import into peroxisome membrane. The record is from RefSeq and is a predicted model, not a curated record. Gene Ontology annotation, cellular component: peroxisomal membrane; peroxisome. The transcript has 8 exons.
UCAGGGACGCCCACAGAAUGGCGUAACUACGUCGAUUAAACGCGUCGGCUGUCAGGGGGUAAAGUCAAGAUGGCGUCAGCAUCGUCUGAAGCUGCGGGAAAUCCUGACACCGAACUGGAGGAGUUGUUGGAAAGUGCACUGGAUGACUUUGACAAGACGAACAAUGCCCCACCACCCCCAAGCACGGACACCCCAACCAGUUCCGCCAGCGAGAAGCCGCCUUUGCUGGAGGACAGUAAGUUCUUCGAGUCGCUCUUCGAGGGGGAGAUGUGUAACCAGGCCCGGGACGAAUGGGAGAAAGCUAUGACUGAACUGGCGCAGGAGGAGCCAGAGCUCCUGCAGCACUUCCACAAGCUGUCGGAGGCGGCGGGGAAAGUGGGAACCGAUGUGGCUUCCCAGCAAGAAUUCACUUCCUGUUUGAAAGAAACUCUCAGUGGAUUGGCUAAAAAUGCUGACAACCUACAGAGCUCAGGAUUGGCUGGUGAGGACCUGGCCAAGACCCUAGAAGGGCUGGGGUUGGAUGACAACGGAGAAGGGGCUGGGGACGAUGGGAACAUCCUACCCAUAAUGCAGUCCAUUAUGCAGAACCUUCUGUCUAAAGAAGUCCUGUACCCUUCACUCAAAGAGAUCACGGACAAGUACCCUGAUUGGCUGAGCUGCAAUCGUCAGUCCCUCCCCCCUGACCAGUACCAUCGCUAUGAGCAGCAGCAUAAGAUCAUGGGAGAGAUCUGCAGCCAGUUUGAGAGAGAGGGGGAGGGCGGACGGGAUGGAGGUCAGAGCAACUUCGACAGCAUCCUGGAGCUCAUGCAGCAGCUGCAGGAUUUGGGACAGCCCCCAAAAGAGCUGGCAGGAGAAGCGCCUCCCGGCAUGAACUUUGACCUGGAGUCUCUGAAUCUCCCGGGACCCUCUGGGGCAGGAGCAGCGGAGCAGUGCCUGAUCAUGUGAUUCCCCAAAAUGGCCCAGUCGGAUACAAGCGAGUUUCGGGGAGACGCGUUCCGGCUGGAGAUCGAGUGACAUCAUCGCGGAGCCUGUGAUGAAACCCCGCCCUACCCCCCAUCGCCCCCCCUCCCCAAGUGGACUCCGGCCUCGGAUUUGGCCAGAGAAACGAUGCAGGACUUUCCCCAGGCCUCACCACCAGUUUCUAUUAAACAAUAUUGUUUAUAUACAGAUAUCAGAUUUUUAGACAUGAUUUACAAAAGUCAACCGUGGCGUUUAAGGGUGGGGCAAGGCAGUGUUUGGGGUGGGGUUGUGUGGGAGGAACGGUAGUGUGUUAUGACGGGCGAGGUGCUCUCUGCUCCACGAUAAACCUUGGAUGAUGGUGGUUCUGAUACAACUGUCGCUGCUGUGGACGUGUGCUUGAGUGAAGGUGUGUGUGAAGGUGUAGAGUGAGAGAGCCUGUGGUGCAGUGCGUGUGUGUGUGUGUGUGUGUGUGUGUGUGUGCGUGAGAGGGCGAUGCACAGGUACACCAGUGAUUGCUUCCGUUAAGAGCUCAUAUAUCUGGUUUUUAAAAUAAAAUAACUUCUAACCCACUGACCCACCCUUUCAGUGCUGAUUCUGAACAUAUCCUCUGUAAAUAUUAAAUAUAAUGUUAAAUCUGUUCAAAUAAAAUGGGUGAACACUA